AUGGCGGAGACGAAGGGGUUGAUGCUGCUGAACUUUUGGCCGAGCCCCAAUGGGAUGCGCUGCCGGGUGGCGUUGGCGGAGAAGGGGUUGGAGUACGUGUACAGAGAGGAGGAGAGCAUAUUGGAGUGCAAGAGCCGGCUGCUGGCGAAGUCCGACCCCGUGCGCAUGAGAGUCCCUGUCCUCCUCCACGACGGGAAGCCCGUGUGCGAGUCCCUCGUCAUCGUCCAGUACCUCGACGAGGUGUGGCCCGACCGCGCGCCGCUGCUGCCCGCCGACCCCUACGGCCGCGCCAAGGCCCGCUACUGGGCCGACUUCAUCGACAAGGAGAUCUUCGGGUGUGGGCUGAAGCUGUGGAAGGUCGAGGGAGAGAAACAGGAGGAGGCGAGGGAUCAGUUCAUUCGGGCACUCAAGGUCUUGGAAGGUGAGUUAGGGGCGAAGAAGUACUUCGGCGGCGACACCUUUGGCUUCGUCGACAUCAUCCUCGUCCCUGUCGUGGCCUGGUACCGCACCUACGAGCUAUUUGGAAUCUUCAGGACGGAGAUACAAGCUCCGAGGCUGAUGGCGUGGGGCAAGCGGUGCAUGGAGAGGGAGAGCGUCGCCAUGUCGUCGCUUCCUGAUCCCCACAAGGUUUACGAGUUCGUGUGCUUCCUGAGGAACAAGAACCCCGGGUUGCAGCCAUUCUAG
Musa acuminata AAA Group (dessert banana) is the source of this 684-nucleotide messenger RNA. Its product is annotated as probable glutathione S-transferase. Gene Ontology annotation, cellular component: cytoplasm. Lineage: Eukaryota; Viridiplantae; Streptophyta; Magnoliopsida; Zingiberales; Musaceae. Gene Ontology annotation, molecular function: glutathione transferase activity. The transcript has 2 exons. Gene Ontology annotation, biological process: glutathione metabolic process. The record is from RefSeq and is a predicted model, not a curated record. Bases 1 to 684 code for a protein of 227 amino acids.